This is a messenger RNA of Pyricularia oryzae 70-15, 1910 nucleotides long. RefSeq names its product carnitine/acyl carnitine carrier. The record is from RefSeq and is a predicted model, not a curated record. Gene Ontology annotation, cellular component: mitochondrial envelope. The transcript is spliced from 2 exons. Lineage: Eukaryota; Fungi; Ascomycota; Sordariomycetes; Magnaporthales; Pyriculariaceae. Gene Ontology annotation, molecular function: O-acyl-L-carnitine transmembrane transporter activity. Bases 486 to 1523 code for a protein of 345 amino acids. Gene Ontology annotation, biological process: mitochondrial transport; carnitine transmembrane transport.
AUUCAUGCUCUUUAAGGUGACGUCGGCCGCCGCCGGUGGGAUUUCUUAGCUUAUAGUAAAAGCCCGUCUCUCCGUAGAAAAGUCCUCCAUUGUCCCGAACCCAAAAUCAGCUUUCUUUACCUGCGAGCAGAGGUGUCGGAUUUGAUUUUCCGUCUCCUUCACCUUUCGAUAAAUAGAUCAAAUACCCAUUUACUAUAUACUAUACGUCGUACAUCCGGAAGUCAAUCUUCGAUCUCAGAGUAGUCGUCGGUUAUUGCUUGUUCCUCGGUGGAAGCUUGUGGCCAGACCAACCGAGCACGAAGCUUGUUUUUUUAUCUUAGCGUGGCGCAAACGAAAACAGGCACAAACAUCUGAGCCCUCAAUUGGAAAGGAUCAUAUAGCCGCGGGCCUCUUCCUGCCCUCAAGUCGUCGACUCCUUCUACUUCAACGACGAUUCACACACCCUUUUACCACGGUCACCUAUCAAACAUCCGCCAGGUCCAGCCAUGUCAGCAUCUUCGCAACAGGGCGACCUUGCCGCCGUCAAAGACACGGUGCGCGACUCUUCCACAAAGACCCUCGGCAGCACGAUCCCCCACAUCCCAGAGUCCAAGGAGGAGCUCAAGACCGAGGCCAAGGCUGCGGCCUCGGCGGGUGCUGCGCAACUGCGUUCGUUCGCGGCGGGCGGCUUCGGAGGCGUCUGCGCCGUCGUCGUGGGCCAUCCCUUUGACCUCGUCAAGGUCCGCCUGCAAACGGCCGAGAAGGGCGUCUACUCGUCUGCCAUCGAUGUCGUCCGGAAGAGCAUCGCGCGCGAUGGUAUGAGAGGCCUGUACGCAGGAGUGAGCGCGCCGCUCGUUGGUGUCACCCCCAUGUUUGCCGUCUCGUUCUGGGGUUACGACCUUGGCAAGACUCUUGUACGCAGCGCGACGUCUAACCGAGACGGUCCCCUCUCCAUAGCGCAAAUCUCUGCCGCCGGCUUCUUCUCCGCCAUACCAAUGACUGCCAUCACGGCACCCUUUGAGCGCGUCAAGGUUAUCCUGCAGGUCCAGGGUCAGAAGCAGCUCGCACCCGGUGAGAAGCCGCGCUACAGCGGUGGUGUCGAUGUCGUACGUCAGCUUUACAAGGAAGGCGGAGUGCGGUCCGUCUUCCGUGGUAGUGUGGCGACGCUGGCGCGUGACGGCCCCGGGUCGGCGGCGUACUUUGCCGCGUACGAGUACAUCAAGAGGAAGUUGUCGCCCGUCGACCCCGUCACUGGCAAGCCGAGCGGGGAGUUGAGCCUGAUGGCCAUCACAUGUGCCGGUGCGGCGGCUGGAGUCGCCAUGUGGAUCCCGGUCUUCCCUGUCGACACCGUCAAGAGCCGACUGCAGACCGCCGAGGGCAAUGUCACGAUUGGUGGUGUCAUCAGGGGCCUCUACGCCAAGGGUGGCUACAAGGCUUUCUUCCCGGGCUUCGGACCGGCUCUGGCAAGGGCGGUCCCGGCCAACGCUGCGACGUUUUUGGGUGUUGAGCUGGCGCACCAAGCCAUGAACAAGGUGUUUGACUGAAACAAGCCGGCUGUUUUGUUUCCGUGAUGGGGUUGAAAGUUGGUCGUACAGGAAAUUUAGCAUGCUGCAACGUGUGGGAUACGGCACAUAGGGCGCAUCCUUGUUCAGUUACACUGUAACUUGAGGAUACAACAUCCCGACCUUCUGGGUUGAAUGUCUUAUAGAUCGACUGCUUAGCAGAUAUACACAGCGUUGAAUUCCCUAGCUAGAGCUCUUGCUCAUUAUUUUGUAUCUAUCAAGCCAGUACUCUCUCAAAGUCCUGAGGAGGUGGUUCAUUUAUUAUGAAAUCCCAAGAAUAUCUAUGGCUCCAUGAGUUGCUCGCGCAUAAUACACCACUUGUCCCAUUCAUCAGUCCACAAACUUCCCACCACACAUGACGCAUCUGAC